Messenger RNA from Dioszegia hungarica, 426 nucleotides. RefSeq lists its product as uncharacterized. The record is from RefSeq and is a predicted model, not a curated record. The transcript has 2 exons. NCBI's taxonomy places the organism in Eukaryota, Fungi, Basidiomycota, Tremellomycetes, Tremellales, Bulleribasidiaceae. The coding region runs from base 1 to 426 and encodes 141 amino acids.
AUGAAGGAGCAUCUGCACGGGGAUGAGGACGAGGACGGCUUCUCAGUCAGUCGUAUCCCCACCAAGCGGGCACUAUGGGAGGCUGGGACCCACUUCGUCCGGGACGAGAAUGGUGCCUUGUUUGCCUCAAACCGCGCCAAACCCUACGUACCACCCACGUCCGAUCCCUCGGCGGUCGACCCAACCCGCCCACCACCGCGCACCGUCCUCUUCUUCAUCCGUCAUUUCUGGUGCGGCCAAUGUCAGGACUACAUGUUCGCCUCGGUCAGCCAGCUCGAUCCCGAGGUACUGGCCAAAGACAAUAUUCGGGUCGUGAUCAUCUCGAACGGGAGCUGGAAGUUGAUCAAGGCGUAUCGGAAACUCACCAAGUGCUCUUUCCCGGUGUACGUGGAUGGUCCGCGAAAGCUGUAUGGACUCAUGGGGUGA